Molecule: messenger RNA, 4426 nt
Organism: Aethina tumida (small hive beetle)
Lineage: Eukaryota; Metazoa; Arthropoda; Insecta; Coleoptera; Nitidulidae
Gene: Cda5
Exons: 16
Coding region: 201-3968 (1255 amino acids)
Biological process (GO): carbohydrate metabolic process
Cellular component (GO): extracellular region
Molecular function (GO): chitin binding; hydrolase activity, acting on carbon-nitrogen (but not peptide) bonds
Source: RefSeq, a predicted model, not a curated record
UAUUCGUACACAAGACCCAGUCAGUUCAAGUACGUGCUGCGGGUAAUCUUACGCGCGCUACGUCUUACUCUGUCACAUUCGGGGAGAAUUUUGCGUUCCAAAUCGUACAUGGGGAAGUGUAUCUAGCUCCUACGUGUGACAAUCUGUGUCUGGAUUAAAGUGCCUUGUAUAACUCUCUUACAAUAUAAUUUGUGUUGAAAAUGAUCCUGUCCAAUUUGGCCGUUUGUGUGCUUGCGCUGAUAACUUUCGAUGUUAGCGAGGCACAAAGAAAAAUCAGCAGAAAUGUCCAGGUGGGCGCUGACGUAAAAACCGGCGUAAAUUUCGACUGCCCCGAAGAAUUCGGCUACUACCCCCACCCCACUGACUGCACCCAGUACUACGUAUGCGUGUUCGGCGGCGCCCUGCUCGAAUCCUGCACCGGAGGGUUGAUGUACAGCCACGAGCUCCAGACCUGCGACUGGCCCAGGAACGUCGGCUGCGAUGGUCUCGAGAUUUCCGGUCCACCUUCCGCUCUGGUGUCGCCCGGACCGACGAGCAGGAGCAGGGAACGCGAAAGAGAUAGGGAGGAACAACCCAGGCAGAGGUACUCCCCUCAACCACCACCGCCACCGGCUCAACCUGCCGCUGUUGUCACUUCUAGAGGACAGCCAAGACAAUUGCACCACACUCAGCAAGAAAUCAUCAAGCAUCAGCAACAGUUGUACGCGGAUGCUGAAGAGCAGCUGCCACCUGCUGAAGAAAUCGAGAGUGACAGACAACAACGUGUGUACCGAGGACAGCCAUCGACUAUUGGGCAAGUACAGAGGGAUAGAGAUGGACUCAGGCAUACCAACGCUAUUCCUUCCUAUAGCGGGCGCGGUGAAAAAAUUGGAGUAAUCUCCUUUGGCACCCAACAACACUAUAGUGAAGAAAGUAGCAUUGCCCCACCCCACCCCUCUGUUUCGACCGCCACUGCCACCGCCAGAACUUUGUACAAUAGCAGCCAAUACAGCGGCAACCACUACGACCCCUAUUACGCACUUUACGAUGAAGACGUUGAAUUAUAUAGGGAUGUUGACUAUUCUCAUAACAAUGCUUACAACAACAACAAUAACAACAAUAACAACAACGAGCAAGCACAGAGAACCUCAUCGCCAACUUACAGAGGUACUCCAGCUCCAACUGUACAGUCAACUCCUGCCCACGAAGAAAUUCCCAAAAGAGGAAACACGGUUUACAUUCAAAACAACUACAACCCCGAUAUCUAUCAACAAUCUACUGUAUCUGACUACAACGAGGACAACUCCUACAACAACCAACAAGUGGAUGAUCAAUCAUCAUACAGACAAUCCAGCAGGCAACCAUCCAGUUCAAGUCUUAGGGGAGACAGGAAUGAGUUAAAUGAUGUUGAGGAAGCCACAACUAAAAGAAUUACUACUACUACUACCAGAAAACCUACUACAACUACAACAAGAACUACUACCACCACAAGAACUACCACUACUACAACGACGACCCAACGUACUAUUCCCCCUAAAAAGAGUACAGUCCCGGCAAGAACGCCUGUCACAACCAAUGAGAACCAAACACAAGCACAGUCAAUAAAUAAUACAAAACCGGAAGACCCGGGACACACCCCUCAAAGUUUACCCUUAAUCCGAAAUAAUCCUGAUAACAAAAUUCAAGGACUUGACUUAACUAAGACAUUGCCUGUUACUUACAGACCUAAAUAUAUUGACACAUUUUCUGAUACUUCUUUGCAUGAACCUCUUAGGGCUGUAGUUAAAAAACCUGCUCCAUUUUCUCUUCCUCAGCACUUAACAACUGAAAAACCUGCUUUUCAUUUUAUUACUAAGGCUCCUUUAUCUGAUAGUAUUAUUAAAACAACAGAAUUGGUGAAUGCGAGUGUGGCACGAAGACCUAUUGUUCCGACCACGUAUUCACCGCCCAAGUUUUUCCUCAAGUCUAUUUUGUCUAAGUCUAACAGUUCGCUCCCUGAUUCUGAAGUUUUUAGUUUUAACGCGAAAAUCGAGCGCCCAAAAGCUUUGAAAUCAGUGAGAAAGUUUAUAAACCCAAUAACUGUUAACCACGAAUUGUCAACUACUGGUUCCAGCUUCGAGUCUGCCGAGAAGCUGAUUUCGGGCCUUUCGGAUGAUAAUUCAGAAACCGAAUUAACGUUCAAACCGAGCGUCGAGCCUAGCACUGUAAGAUAUUUGGUAACCCCAAGUACCACGACCAGUACUAGCACCACCACGACUCCAAGAGUCACCACAACCGAAAAGCAAUACAAGAAAUCUCAGAUAACCGAUAAGUACAUCAGCGAAAAGUUGAGUUUAGAAAAAGAAAAGCUGCGACAUUACAUAGAACCCGACCACAGUAAUACAGCACCUAACCAAAAACGUUUCCGCACCACUGUAGAAAUUCCCCCUGCACAUGCCUUCGUAGAUUCUGAAGAUAAACAAAAACCAGAACCCGACCAACCACCAUCGUAUAAAAUCAAACCCUUCCCAAAACCGAUCGUACAAUCCGUGACUAAGACAGACAUACCCCAAAAUACAUCCACCCCAGCUCGAGUCUCCCGGGUAAAUGCCGCAAUUAAGUCUUUAAUUGCUAUUGGGGGAGCGCGGAGGCAAACUCCAAAAUGUAUCGAACCAAAAUGCAACGAGAAACAGAGAACCAGUCCAAGAGGACGUGGGUCUGCGCACUAUUCAGCUUCUGGAAACGUUGCCAAUAAUGAGGUUACUGUUAAUGUAAAUCGUGGAACACCAGCAUCUCGAUCCAGGCCAACAUUGAAACCAUCCACGUCCAUCGUUUCCAAAGCACAGGAGUUCGUGGACAUCUACAGAUACCCACCAAGGAGACCCGACCCAAUCUACCCACAACCACAACCCGACAAAACUGCCGCCAAGUGUCGCAAAGACGUUUGCUUGCUUCCUGACUGCAGCUGCGGUGGCAAAGAAAUACCCGGUGACCUCCCUGUUGAACAAGUACCCCAAUUAGUACUACUGACAUAUGACGAUUCAGUGAAUGACCUGAACAAAGGUUUGUACAGCGAUCUCUUCGAAAAAGGCAGAACAAAUCCCAAUGGAUGCCCUAUUGCUGCCACGUUCUACGUAUCCCAUGAAUGGACUGACUACAGCCAAGUCCAAAACCUAUAUUCUGAUGGUCAUGAAAUCGCUUCCCAUACCGUGUCUCACAGCUUUGGAGAACAAUUUUCUCAGAAGAAAUGGACACGUGAAGUAGCAGGUCAAAGAGAAAUUCUCGCAGCUUAUGGUGGAGUCAAACUCGAAGACGUCAGAGGAAUGAGAGCACCAUUCUUAUCUGUGGGAGGAAAUAAGAUGUUCAAGAUGUUGUACGACUCCAACUUCACCUACGACUCUUCCAUGCCCAUCUAUGAAAACAAACCACCAAGCUGGCCCUACACCUUGGACUACAAACUGUUCCACGACUGUAUGAUUCCACCUUGUCCAACCAGAUCUUACCCAGGAGUGUGGGAAGUACCCAUGGUGAUGUGGCAAGAUUUGAACGGCGGAAGGUGUUCCAUGGGUGACGCUUGCAGCAACCCACCAGAUGCUGACGGUGUAUUCAAGAUGUUGACCAAGAACUUCCAAAGACAUUACACUACCAACAGAGCUCCAUUUGGAUUGUUCUACCACGCCGCCUGGUUCACACAGCCCCACCACAAGGAAGGCUUCAUCCAAUUCAUCGACAGCAUCUUGCAAAUGAAAGACGUGUGGCUUGUAACCAACUGGCAAGCACUUCAGUGGGUGAGAGAUCCAACUCCCAUCAGCAGAUUGGGAUCCUUCCAGCCGUUCCAAUGUGACUUUUCCGACCGACCAAAGCGUUGCAACAACCCUAAAGUAUGUAAUUUAUGGCACAAAUCCGGUGUGAGAUACAUGAGGACAUGCCAGCCAUGCCCCGACAUCUACCCAUGGACUGGCAACACUGGAAUACGCAGUAGUAGAAUUGACAACGACAUUGAAGAUUAAUUCAUGAGCGAAAACUCGUGGUCGUUAAAAUUAAGUUAUUGUUAGGCCAUUGCAACAUUAUUUUCAAUGUUGUUUGUAAUUUAAGGUACCUAAGAUUAUGUAUUUAUGGAAAAAAAUUGAUUGGAUGUUGUCCAGAUGUCUUGCAACAUCGCCAGGGUGAUGCUGCUCAUAUCUGAUCAACAUCAUUGGAUGGCCUUAUAGUAAAUUGUAAAUAUUAUAACGGUAACUAAUUAUUAGCAAUUCUAUUAUCUUUAUACUGCCGAAUAAAUCUACUCUUUAAUAUAUGUAUGUAGUGGUUCCACAACUGCAACUUCAUUAGAAACGCUUACUGCAGUCUGUAGGAAAUACUUUCUUACCUACUAUAUUUAAACUACCUAAUUUAUUUGUAUAAUUUCAAAUUUGAUAUAUACGUUGUCGAAUUGUGAACCAGUGAUAAAUUAUAAUAAAGUAUUCUUAUA